Molecule: messenger RNA, 1506 nt
Organism: Enhydra lutris kenyoni (northern sea otter)
Lineage: Eukaryota; Metazoa; Chordata; Mammalia; Carnivora; Mustelidae
Product: Rho GTPase activating protein 8
Biological process (GO): small GTPase-mediated signal transduction; negative regulation of endocytic recycling
Cellular component (GO): cytoplasm
Molecular function (GO): GTPase activator activity
Source: RefSeq, a predicted model, not a curated record
AGCAUGUCCCAGCUGGACUUGGAGGAGCUGGCUGAAAUAGAGCUGCAGAGAGAUAAAGAGGAAGCAGCCGCUCUGAGCAUAGUGAGGAGGCCAUCGUCAGUGCCCGCGGCUGCCCAGGACCCUGUGCUGAGCAUGAAUCACCCCUUCUACGACGUGGCCAGGCAUGGCAUCCUGCAGGUGGCAGGGGACGACCGCUUCGGGAGACGAGUCAUCACCUUCAGCUGUUGCCGGAUGCCCCCCUCCCACGAGCUCAACCAUAGGCGUCUGCUGGAGUACUUGAAGUACACGCUGGACCAGUACGUGGAGAGUGAUUACACCGUCGUCUACUUCCAUUACGGGCUGAACAGCCGGAACAAGCCGUCGCUGGGCUGGCUGCGGAGUGCCUACAAGGACUUUGACAGGAGGUACAAGAAGAACUUGAAGGCGCUGUACGUCGUGCACCCCACCAACUUCAUCAAGGUCCUCUGGACCAUCUUCAAACCGCUCAUCAGUCAUAAGUUUGGGAAGAAAGUCGUCUAUCUCAAUGGCUUGAGCGAGCUCUGCGAACACCUCAAGUACGACCAGCUGAUCGUCCCCCCGGAGGUUCUGCGGUAUGAUGAAAAGCUCCGGAACCUGCACGAGGGCAGAUCGCCCCCUCCUGCCAUGAUGCCGCCGCCGCCCCCUCUGCCCGCCCAGCAGUUCGGCGUCAGUCUGCAGAGUGACCUCAAGGACAAAAAUCAAGGGGAGCUCAUCCCUCCUGUGCUGAGGUUCACGGUGACAUACCUGAGAGAGAAAGGACUCCACACUGAGGGCCUGUUCCGGAGAUCGGCCAGCGUCCACACCAUCCGCGAGAUUCAGCGGCUCUACAAUCAAGGGAAGCCGGUGAACUUUGAUGACUAUGGCGACAUCCACGUUCCCGCCGUGAUCCUGAAGACCUUCCUGCGAGAGCUGCCCCAACCGCUGCUGACCUUCAGGGCCUAUGAGCAGGUUCUCGGGAUCACCAGUGUGGAGAGCAGCCUGCGGGUGACCCGCUGCCGCCAGAUCCUGCAGAGCCUUCCAGAACACAACCGCACUGUCCUCAGCUACCUCAUGGGCUUCCUGCAUGAGGUGUCCCGGGAGUGCAUUUUUAACAGAAUGAACAGCUCCAACCUGGCAUGCGUCUUUGGGCUGAAUUUAAUCUGGCCGUCGCAGGGGGCGUCCUCCCUGAGCACCCUUGUGCCUCUGAACCUGUUCACCGAACUGCUGAUCGAGUACUACGAGAAGGUCUUCAGCACCCCUGAGGCACCUGAGGCCCUUGGGGAGCUCAGUGCCAGCACCCAAGGCAGGUCCAUGCUGAUUGGCCUGGGCCUGAGCCAGGUGCCCCGCCCCUACCUGGGCUGGGCCACCUUCCCCCGGCGUCGGUACAUGGCAGGGCGGGGAUUGCUGGGGCAGAGCCGGCCCCCUGCAGUCUUCUCUCGAAAGGACGCUGACCCUCGUGGACCCAGGCCCACUCUCAUGGCCUCGUUUACCCUCAGUUACUUCCACUAG